AUGUCAAGUAAUUACGGUCCAUCGUCGUAUCUCAAGAAGAGCUCGAAAGCGGAAACUGGAGGGAGUGUGAGCGAGAUUGGUGAGAGUGUGGGCAAGCAGCUGGAGGCGCUAGAUCAGAAAGUGGCAGACAAGACUGACGAGCUACUUCAGGAAUUGGACAAAAUGUCCAACCGGAUAGACGCUCUCAAGUCUUCCACUCAUACCCUCGUCGACGAACCUAUCGACCAACAACAAUGA
This is a messenger RNA of Cryptococcus wingfieldii CBS 7118, 237 nucleotides long. RefSeq lists its product as hypothetical. The transcript has 4 exons. The record is from RefSeq and is a predicted model, not a curated record. NCBI's taxonomy places the organism in Eukaryota, Fungi, Basidiomycota, Tremellomycetes, Tremellales, Cryptococcaceae. Bases 1 to 237 code for a protein of 78 amino acids.